Messenger RNA from Entrophospora candida, 408 nucleotides. The record is from the annotation of a GenBank genome assembly. Lineage: Eukaryota; Fungi; Glomeromycota; Glomeromycetes; Entrophosporales; Entrophosporaceae.
GGGUUUUUUGAAGAUAUGUUUGAUAUUUCUUUCACCUCCACCGCUUCUUCGUCGUCGUCGAUCAAAAAAAAUGCCAACACAGCAGUUCAAAUAAAAACUAAUAGAAAAACUGAAACAGAUGAAAACGUGCAAGUUUUGCUCCAGAUUCUAGAUGGUACAUCAACCAUUAUUGGCAGUGGUCAUAUUAUUAGGAACAUUACAACAUGGUGUGAACCACAACUAUCACAACCAUUGUCUUCGUCUAAUUAUUGUGUCAAUCGCCAAGUUUCUGACUAUCCAUAUGAAAAUGAAGGGCAUCCAAAAAAAAUUACAUUGUAUCCAAAAGAACCGCUAAUUCAAAGAUAUGAAUUGUUGAAAUGUCACCUAUUUCAACUGUUAAACAACAACAGCAAAAUGGUCGAUCGAUAA